AAAUUUCAGCUUUAGAUGUUCAGUGUAUUUAGUUAUUCUCUUGAGGAAAAUGUACUAAUCUGUGUGGCUAGGAAUGUUAGACUGAAUGUAACCAUCUCCCAUUAUUUCUUACAGAUCCCUAUUACUUUGGGAGUAUUUCUGAAUUCUUACUUUGAUGUGAAGUUUAAUUUUCUAGGAAUACUUUUUGCAACACUUGGUGUUUUGGUUACCUCAAUAUAUCAAGUGUGGGUAGGAGCUAAACAACAUGAAUUGCAGGUGAAUUCUAUGCAACUCUUAUACUACCAGGCCCCAAUGUCAUCUAUCAUUCUGAUGUUCACUGUUCCUUUUUUUGAGCCAGUGACUGGAGAGGGAAGCAUCUUUGGAAACUGGUCUAGUACUGCAUUGAUGAUGGUGUUGCUUUCUGGAAUUAUUGCCUUUCUGGUGAAUUUGUCAAUUUACUGGAUUAUUGGAAAUACCUCACCUGUCACAUACAACAUGUUUGGACAUUUCAAGUUCUGCAUUACGCUACUGGGAGGCUAUAUUUUGUUUAAAGAUCCUCUUUCACUUAAUCAAGGUCUGGGGAUUUUGUGUACAUUAUGUGGUAUUUUGUUUUACACACAUUUUAAACUCUGUGAACAAGAAGAAGGAAAAAAUAAAUUGGCUCAAAGGCCUUAGUAAUGCUUCUGAGUUCCCUAUACAGAGGAACCUCGAUUAUCCAGCAUUCGAUUAACCGAUCGAAAUACUCCCCGCCCAUGUCCUUCGGAUAAUCGAGGUUCCUCUGUGUUUCCUUUUCCCAAAGUGUUGCUAGUGAGCACCAAUUCCAAGGUACUUGAUAAGUAUAGCAUCUCUAAAAUUGAAUGAAAUGCAAUUGAGUAUUUCACUUUAUUGCAGAAGAUGGUUGCUGCUCAUUCAUAGAAAUUUAUGUAUUUGACCAAUUUUCAAGUGCUGUGUUCUAAUUAUUUUACACAUAGCACCAGGUUAUAGUCCAACAGGUUUAUUUGCAAAUUUACUUCCAAAUAAACCUGUUGGACUAUAACCUAGUGUGUGUGAUUUUUUUUUGACUUUGUCCUCCCCAGUCCAACGCUGGCACCACCUUAUCCUGGUCAUUUUUGUAAUUGCUUUUAAAGACGUUCCUUGCAAUUAGUAUGUCAUGUAAAGUUCAUUCAGCUUUAAAUCUGAAAGCAUGUCAAACUGAUUAUUCAUGUCUAUAGAAUUGUCCAACAUGCAUAAAAUUGCUGAUAAGUUCUCUGAAUCUUGGAAACAAAAUCAAAUGUACAGAUAAUGUGAAAAUUGGUUUAAUCAUGUAUUUUCUGAAAGUGGACAUUUGUAAUUUACAUGUGUUUUGCACAUUCUGUAAUAUACUGGGCAAAAUAUUGUGGUGUUGGGAGGAAGGAAUAAAAUUAUUUUUCAUUGCUUUUAUUACAUGUUUAGAACACGUUGAUAGGAAAAGGAAUACAAAAAUGACGAAGUUCUCUUUUCUGCUGUAACAUAUUGGCAAUUUCCAUGGGAAAAUUGGAUUAUUUUCAGUGGAUCACUAUCGGUGAUGGUGAUAGUUUUUUGCAAGUUACAUGUGUAAAACAGAGCCUUAAAAUGUUUCUCGCAAAGUAGAAUUUUUUUUUGUCUAUCUUGAAACCGGAAUCCAAAUAAUAAAUGCAAAUA
Molecule: messenger RNA, 1638 nt
Organism: Chiloscyllium plagiosum (whitespotted bambooshark)
Lineage: Eukaryota; Metazoa; Chordata; Chondrichthyes; Orectolobiformes; Hemiscylliidae
Source: RefSeq, a predicted model, not a curated record